Messenger RNA from Zophobas morio, 1149 nucleotides. RefSeq lists its product as uncharacterized. Gene Ontology annotation, biological process: sensory perception of taste. The record is from RefSeq and is a predicted model, not a curated record. The transcript is spliced from 6 exons. The coding region runs from base 1 to 1149 and encodes 382 amino acids. Lineage: Eukaryota; Metazoa; Arthropoda; Insecta; Coleoptera; Tenebrionidae. Gene Ontology annotation, cellular component: membrane.
AUGUUUACACAGAAAAUUACGGUGCACCCAAAACUUUUCAACGCGUUUUCACCUAUAAUGAAACUUUCAAGAAUCAUGUGUCUGUUCCCUGUGAGAUAUUACAAACUCAAAACAAUGUAUGUAAUCAAAUGGUCUUGGGAAAUCUACUAUUCUCAUUUAUUCGUGAUAAUACUCUUUGCAAGCUGGGCUACGUGGGGUGCCAUUAGAGAUUUACAAGUCGAUUAUUUCCAUGCUUUUGGUUUCAAAGACACCUUAGAUUUUAUCAUUAAUUGUUUCGAUGUCGUUGAAGCUAUCAUAACCUCAUUUAUUUUCGUACUGACAACACCUUUCAGAUAUAAACACGUGUAUGGUAUUAUCGAUAAUUUUAAAACCGUGGAUCGUUUGAUUCCUCCGAUUCUAAACGAAGAAAUUUGCAAGAUGUCGAAAUUUGCGAUUUUCAUAUUGUUAACUUAUUUGCUAACCUUGUACAUCCUUGACUUGUUUAUGUGGAAUUUAAACUCCUGGCAAGGUUUAAACAAUUACUUUGCUUUCUACGUUUUGUAUACUGUUGUGGUGGUACAUCAACUACAGUACUGGAUUUUUUUGAUACUGGCAAAAGCUAAAAUGUUAGCUUCUUGGGCUUCUUGGGGCUUUCUUCAUGAUAUGCAGGUGGCUUCUUUCACAUCUUUGGGAUUUAGAGGCACUGCUGACUUUGCAAUUGCUGCUUUCGAUGUUAGCGAAGUCAUCACAAGUGCAUCCAUAUUUGUGAUUUCAACGCCUUUUAAGUAUCAGUAUAUCGAAAUCAGUCCCCAUAGUAUCUCUUCUGUCAUAACAAGUUACAGCUGCAUGAGUGAACUAAUUGAUAAUAUCAACAAAUGCUUUAAUGGUACUAUUACAAUGAUAAUUUUGAGCUGUUACAUCCAUUUGGUAAUAUGUCCAUAUGAGUUGUUCGUAAUUCUAACAAAUAACGAAGUCCACAUUUUCAACUACGUUUACUUUCUGUGGAUUUCUUUACAUGUUUCAAGACUUCUAGUAGUAGUAGAGGUUUUAAAUUUGAGGAAUUUAGUAGCUCGUGUAAUGUGUUGUAAGUUGAAUCAAGCUGUGAGAAAAGAAUUAGUCGAAAAAAAGUACUAUCGGCAUAUGCUCUACCUACUAUUAACAGGCACCUAA